Messenger RNA from Physeter macrocephalus (sperm whale), 512 nucleotides. RefSeq names its product phosphoglycerate mutase 1. The record is from RefSeq and is a predicted model, not a curated record. Lineage: Eukaryota; Metazoa; Chordata; Mammalia; Artiodactyla; Physeteridae. Gene Ontology annotation, biological process: glycolytic process. Gene Ontology annotation, molecular function: intramolecular phosphotransferase activity.
AGCCGGCCGGUGGAGCGCGAGCGCGCAGGCGCGGCUGGGGUAGGACAGCGACUCCGGAAUCUCGGUGAUCCCCAGUCUGCGCCGCACCCCGAGCCGCAGCCAUGGCCGCCUACAAGCUGGUGCUGAUCCGGCACGGCGAGAGCGCGUGGAACCUGGAGAAUCGUUUCAGCGGCUGGUACGACGCCGACCUGAGCCCGGCCGGGCACGAGGAGGCGAAGCGCGGUGGGCAGGCGCUGCGAGAUGCUGGCUAUGAGUUUGACAUCUGCUUCACCUCAGUGCAGAAGAGAGCAAUUCGGACCCUCUGGACAGUGCUGGAUGCCAUUGACCAAAUGUGGCUGCCAGUGGUGAGGACUUGGCGCCUUAAUGAGCGACACUAUGGGGGUCUGACUGGCCUCAAUAAGGCAGAAACUGCUGCCAAGCACGGUGAGGCCCAGGUAAAGAUCUGGAGGCGCUCCUAUGAUGUCCCACCACCUCCGAUGGAGCGACCAUCCCUUCUAUAGCAACAUCAGUAA